Messenger RNA from Hemibagrus wyckioides, 3796 nucleotides. It is a transcript of the gene trappc9, whose product is annotated as trafficking protein particle complex subunit 9. The transcript is spliced from 23 exons. Gene Ontology annotation, cellular component: trans-Golgi network. The record is from RefSeq and is a predicted model, not a curated record. The coding region runs from base 114 to 3554 and encodes 1146 amino acids. Lineage: Eukaryota; Metazoa; Chordata; Actinopteri; Siluriformes; Bagridae.
AGCACACAAGAUGGCGCUGUCGCUAUAGCAACGAGCUGCAGUCAGAAAACCGCCGAAGGAAAAACGACACUGUUUUUAGACGGGACGCUUCUUCAUCCUCUCCGUGUGGCAUCAUGAGCGUGCCGGACUACCUGCAGUGUGCUGAAGAUCACCAGACGGUGCUGGUUCUGGUGCAGCCGCUGGGCGCCGUCCCUGAGGACGACUUUUUCAGCGUGUACAAGCGCGUGGCCAGUGUGUCUCAAGUUAGCGUGGGAGAUAACCAGCGCUCUCUGUCUGUGCGCUACCGACACCACUACGCCCCCGAGAACGGGGAGUGGGGCGAGUUCCAAUCGCACCGCAGGGUCGUGGGGCUGGUGGCCGUGGCCUGGUGUCCGACGGCGGGCAGCGAGUGGGCGCUCACGUCCGAGAGAUUCCGGGCCAUGAAGGAGAGGCUCGGGCCGGCGCUGUACGACUCGCGCCUGCUGACAUUCGGGCUGAGUGGACAAGCCACCGCCGAGCUCCAGAGACCCGACAUGGCCUUCUUCCCCACCUACGACAACUGCCCCGAGCUCGAGAAAACCGUGGAGGACUUCAUCCAGUCCAUCUUCAUCGUGCUUGAGUCCAAAAGGCUGGAUCGGGCCACGGAUAAAUCCGGGGAUAAGAUCCCACUCAUGUGCGUGCCGUUCGAGAAGAAGGACUUUGUGGGAUUGGACACAGACAGCAGGCACUAUAAGAAGCGGUGUCAGGGCCGGAUGAGGAAGCACGUGGGGGAUCUGUGUCUGCAGGCGGGAAUGAUCCAGGAUGCUCUGGUGCACUACCACAUGGCCGUGGAGCUGCUGCGCUCUGUCAACGACUUCCUCUGGCUGGGGGCUGCUCUGGAGGGUCUCUGCUCAGCCUCGGUGAUAAUCCAUUACCCAGGAGGCACGGCCGGAAAGGGCGGCGCACGCAAACCCGUCAUCUCCACGGCGACAGACGGUGGGAAGAGACACCGACCAGGAGCUCAGGAGGUUCUCAUUGACCCAGGUGCUCUGACCUCCAGCAGUGGCAUCAGUGCAGACACCAGCAGUGAGAUUGGCCGAGCCAAGAACUGUCUGAGUCCAGAGGACAUCAUCGAGAAGUACAAAGAGGCCAUCUCUUAUUACGGAAAGUAUAAGAACGCCGGGGUGAUUGAGUUGGAGGCGUGUGUGAAAGCAGUGCGAGUUUUGGCCAUUCAGAAGCGAGCCAUGGAGGCAUCAGAGUUCCUGCAGAACGCAGUCUACAUCAACCUGGGCCAGCUUUCUGAAGAGGAGAAGAUCCAGCGCUACAGUGUCCUGUCCGAGCUGUAUGAACUGAUCGGGUUCCACCGGAAGUCUGCGUUCUUUAAGCGUGUAGCGGCCAUGCAGUGCGUGGCUCCUACCAUCCCCGAGCCGGGCUGGAAGGCUUGUUACAGAUUACUGCUGGAGACUCUGCCCGGAUACAGCCUCUCUCUCGACCCUAAAGACUUUAGCAAAGGAACUCACCGUGGCUGGGCAGCUGUACAGAUGCGUUUACUACAUGAACUGGUGUAUGCGUCCCGGCGCAUGGGGAACCCCGCCCUCAGCGUCCGCCACCUCUCCUUCCUCUUACAGACCAUGCUGGACUUCCUGUCAGAUCAAGAAAAGAAGGAGGUGACUCAGAGUCUGGAGAACUACACGUCUAAGUGUCCCGGAGGGAUGAACGUCAUCACGCUUCCAGACGGACUCAAACUGGCCCCGGUGCCCUUGACCAAGCUGCCCAUCGUCAGGUCUGUCUCUCUGCUGAAUCUGCCUGCGAGUCUUCGUCCACAUAAAGUGAAGGGUCUGCCCGGGCCGAACGUCAGCUCCGCCAGUCCCUUCAUCUACUCUCCCAUCAGCAUUCACAACAGAGGAGAAGAACGCUCCAAGAAGAUCGAUUUUCAGUGGGUGCAGGGGGACGUGUGUGAGGUGCAGCUGAUGGUGUACAAUCCCAUGCCCUUUGAACUGCGAGUGGAAAACAUGGGUCUGUUGACGUCCGGUGUGGACUUUGAGUCUCUGCCCGCUGCUCUGUCUCUCCCCGCCGAGUCUGGACUCUACCCCGUCACUCUGGUGGGAGUCCCGCGCACCGCCGGCACCAUCACCGUCAGUGGUUACCACACGUCAGUGUUUGGUGUGAGCAGUGACUGUCUGUUGGACAGUUUGGUGGGUGUGAAGUCCAGCGGUUGUGUUGUGGAGGUGGUGCCAUCACUGCCUCGCCUCCAACUCACCACCUCUCUACCACGGGCUGCACGUGUGGGAGCUGAGGAUUUGUCCAGCAGUGUGUCUCUGCAGCUGUUUAAUGGAGAAACUCAGCAGCUCACCAUCACGUUGGAGAACAUCGGCUCUGAGAGUUUAAACACACUGGAGCUGUCCUCUAGAACACUCACUACUAAAGAAAAGUUAUUUGGGGAGUUUGUCAGCUGGGACAUGGAGGACGCUCUGUCUCGUCUCCCUCUGAAACCAGGCCAGGCUCUCACCGUCACCGUCAACAUCCGAGUCAAACUGGACUUCUCUGGUCAGGAGAACCUUCUCCAAGAUCUCAACGAUGAUGGUAUCAGUGUGACCGGAUUGCCCAUCUCCAGCCCUCUGAGACAGGUCCUUAAGCCCCGCCCAGAAAACAAGCAAGUCAACUCUGAUGCCAGCAAGAACGAAUACAACAACGUGAAGACUCUGGAGUGUGUGUUGUGUUUCCGCUACAGUGGAGGUCCGGGGCAUGUGGACGGUUACUACAGAGAGCUUAGUCUGGGCAUCAGAGUGGACGUGGAGCCCUCUGUGUUCUUCACCAGGGUCAGCACUCUGCCAGCCACCAGUACACGUCAGUGCCACUUGCUGCUGGAUGUGUUUAAUCCCACUGAACAUGAGCUCACACUCACCGCCAGGAACCAGGAGCUGGUGCUCCACUCCAGCGAGUGUCAGAGGAUGGCCAUCCAGGUGGAUAAGUUUGACUUUGAGAGUCUGCCGCUGCCGUCCCAUGAUGCCGUGCACCGGAGCAGUGUGUAUGAGCGUGAGGAGGAGAAGCAGCAGGUUCAGGGAGGACACAUCAACAGCACACUGCAGCUGUGCUGGACCAUCCCGUCUCUGAAGAGGCAGGGUGAAGCGAGCGUGGAGGGCGUCCUCAACCAGCUGGUCCUGGAGCACCUGCAGCUCGCGCCGCUACAGUGGGAUGUAGAAGUGAACGGUAAAGCAUGUGACUGUGACACGGUAGCUGAGUGUAAGGUGGGCGACGCCGUGCCGCUGGAAGUGAAGCUGACCAAUCGCAGUAAGAGCUCCGUGGGUCCGUUCUCUCUCACCGUGGUGCCGUUUCAGGACUAUCAGAACGGCGUGCAGAACUACGAGCUACAGGAAGUUGUCACCUUCAUCGGCUCUAACUCCUUCUACAUCGAUUCGGUGAAUCCAGCGGGGAACUCGACCUGUGCUGGUGCGUUGCUGUUCCUCUACACCGGGGAUUUCUACCUGAACAUUAAGUUCCAGGACGACAACACGAGCCGAGACCUUCCUCCCACGUGGUUCUGCUUGCCCAGUGUCCACAUCCGAGCACAAGAACCGGUUGAGGCAGCUGCCUGAACUCCAGGACUCUGCGGCACACUGACCUUUUUGGACAGAGCACGUGUACUGUAAUUCUGGGUCACUACUCUGCUGUAGAUCUGCUGGAAACUGGAACCAUUUUUAUUUCAAAUAUAAAAUUGUCUCUAGUUCUACGUCAUCACCGGGCAUUUCCUUAAUAAGGUUUAUUAAUAAAGUUUAUUAAUAAUGUAACAGUACGUCAUAUUACCCCUGACCUGAGACCUGUUACAUCAUCACUCAGA